AUGGAUUCAUCAGAACGAUCAACAAUUAGAAGUGAGCAGAAAUCCAGAAAAUUCUUAAAAAGUCUAAUAAGAAAGCGGCCUCGGGACCUUCUUCUUGUGAUUGGAACCGGAGUAAGUGCUGCAGUAGCACCAGGAAUCCCAGCGCUGUGCUCCUGGAGAAGCUGCAUUGAGGCUGUAAUUGAAGCAGCUGAACAGCUGGAGGUGCUUCAUGCAGGAGAUGUCACUGAAUUUCGUAAAAAAGUAAUCAAAGAUAGAGACCUGCUUGUGGUUGCACAUGAUCUCAUCAGGAGAAUGUCCCCAGUGAUGCUCAUCUUUUUCUUUUUUCUGCGUACUGGGGAUAUGAAGCCCAACUUCUUCCAGGAUUGCUUAAUGGAGGUGUUUGAUAAUUUAGAACAGCACAUUCAGAAUCCUGUUGUUCUGCAGUCAAUCCUGAGACUCAUGGAGAGAGGCACAAUGGUUCUGACAACAAACUAUGAUAAUUUACUUGAAAUAUUUGGUCAGCAACAGAGUAAACCUAUGGAAUCUUUAGACUUGAAAGAUAAGGAUAAGGUUCUUCAGUGGGCAAGAGGUCAUAUAAAAUAUGGAGUUCUUCAUAUUCACGGCUUAUAUACAGAUCCCUGUGGAAUGGUGUUAGAUCCCUCAGGAUAUAGAGAUGUUACUCAAGAUCCUGAAGUCAUGGAAGUUCUUCAAAGUUUGUAUCGAACCAAGUCUUUUUUGUUUUUGGGCUGUGGAGAGACUCUGCGUGAUCAGAUAUUCUAAGCUCUUUUUCUUUAUACUGUAAAGAAUAAAGUGGAUUUAGAACAUUAUAUGUUGGUGCUUAAAGAAAAUGAAGACCACUUUUUUAAGCUCCAGGCAGAUAUGCUGCUGCAUGGAAUAAAAGUAGUGUCUUACAGGGACUGCUUUAAACAAUUCCCAGUGUACGUACAAGAUCUCACUGCUCAAAUCUGCAAGCAGAGAAGUCCAGAUGCUGAUCGAGUGGACAUCACAACACUGUUGGGAACUUCAUGUGUGGAUUGUGCUAAAAGGAGGUUAGGAGAAAAUGGCACUGACUCUCCUAAGAGAAUCAAGCAGCCAGAUAAUGGUGCUGUUACUUCACCUACCUUUGAAUUGUCUCAGCACUAA
Messenger RNA from Pterocles gutturalis (yellow-throated sandgrouse), 1122 nucleotides. It is a transcript of the gene SIRAL2, whose product is annotated as family with sequence similarity 118, member A. The record is from RefSeq and is a predicted model, not a curated record. Lineage: Eukaryota; Metazoa; Chordata; Aves; Pterocliformes; Pteroclidae. The transcript is spliced from 8 exons.